This is a messenger RNA of Fulmarus glacialis (Northern fulmar), 1218 nucleotides long. RefSeq names its product pyruvate dehydrogenase kinase, isozyme 4 (gene PDK4). Gene Ontology annotation, biological process: protein phosphorylation; regulation of glucose metabolic process. Gene Ontology annotation, cellular component: mitochondrion. The record is from RefSeq and is a predicted model, not a curated record. Lineage: Eukaryota; Metazoa; Chordata; Aves; Procellariiformes; Procellariidae. Gene Ontology annotation, molecular function: pyruvate dehydrogenase (acetyl-transferring) kinase activity.
AUGAUGAUUGCAAAGGAAUAUAGUACAGAAGUCUGUGGCAAGACAGCAAUUUGUACUUGUAUCUUGAAACUUCUUCAACAAGAUUUUUAUUUUGGAUUAUUCAUAGGCUCAACUAAUGGAUGUGAGAGAACUUCUUUUGCAUUUUUGCGACAAGAACUUCCUGUGAGGUUUGCAAACAUACUGAAAGAAAUUGAUCUUCUUCCUGAUAAAUUACUAGGCACUCCAUCAGUACAACUAGUAAAAAGCUGGUACAUCCAAAGUCUAAUGGAGCUGGUUGAGUUCCAUCAGAAAAGCCCAGAUGACCAAAAAGUCUUAUCUGACUUUAUAGAUAAAUUAAUUAGAGUCCGAAACAGACAUCAUGAUGUGGUUCCUACAAUGGCACAAGGAGUAAUUGAAUACAAAGACACUUUUAAAGUAGAUCCUGUCACCAAUCAAAACAUUCAGUAUUUUUUGGAUCGUUUUUACAUGAGCCGUAUUUCUACCCGGAUGCUAAUGAACCAACACACCCUUCUUUUUGAUGAUAAAUCCCGCUCAGGGCACCCAAGGCACAUUGGAAGUAUUGAUCCUUGCUGUGAUGUUGUUGAAGUAGUGAAUGAUGCUUUUGAAAGUUCCAAGAUGUUGUGUGACCAGUAUUACUUAACAUCUCCAGAACUGAAACUUACUCAAGUGAAUGGAAAACUUCCAGGAGAGCCAAUUAACAUCGUAUAUGUUCCAUCUCAUCUUUUUCACAUGCUUUUUGAGCUCUUUAAGAAUUCAAUGAGGGCAACCGUUGAAUUCCAAGAAAACAGUCCUUCCCUUUCUCCAAUUGAAGUGACAGUUGUUCUAGGACAAGAAGACCUGGCAAUUAAGAUCUCAGACAGAGGAGGUGGUGUUCCAGUACGGAAAAUUGAGCAGCUCUUUAGCUACAUGUAUUCCACAGCACCAAGGCCAAGGAUGGAUGAUGGUCGAAAUACCCCUCUUGCUGGUUUUGGGUAUGGCUUGCCAAUUUCUCGUCUGUAUGCUAAAUACUUCCAAGGAGAUCUAAAUCUCUACUCCAUAUGUGGUUAUGGAACAGAUGCUAUUAUCUACUUGAAGGCCCUAUCAACAGAAUCAGUAGAAAAACUCCCAGUUUUUAACAAAUCGGCUUCCAAGCAUUACCAAGCUACCUCAGAGGCGGAUGACUGGUGUGUCCCAAGUAAAGGCCCAAAGAAUCUAUCUAAGCAGAGUGCAGCUCUAUGA